Molecule: messenger RNA, 915 nt
Organism: Acanthosepion pharaonis
Lineage: Eukaryota; Metazoa; Mollusca; Cephalopoda; Sepiida; Sepiidae
Source: the annotation of a GenBank genome assembly
AUGAUUAUUUUACACCAAUCUACGAGCAACAUUCUACUUUUUCUUUCUUUCUUUCUUUCUUUCUUUCUUUCUUUCUUUCUUUCUUUCAUGGAUUUAUUUAUUUUUCUUAGGAUUACUUUCUUUUGGGUUUUUCUUUCUUGUUUGUCAGAUUUUCUUUUUUUCUUUCUUUUUUCUUUCUUUCUUUCUUUCUUUCUUUCGCUUUAUCUUUCUUUCUUUCUUUCAUUGAUUCUUUCAUGGAUUUCUUUAUUUUGCUUAGGAUUACUUUCUUUUGUUUAUUUCCUUCUUUCUUUCUUUCUUUCUUUCUUUCUUUCUUUCUUUCUUUCUUUCUUUCUUUCAUGGCCACUUUUAGAUGAUUCUAUUCAUAUCUAUCUAUCUAUCUAUCUAUCUAUCUAUCUAUCUAUCUAUCUAUCUAUCUCAGUAUAUUCAUAUCUAUCUGACAGAAUGAACUGUCUGUUAAACAAACGAACUGCAGUGUGGUCUCUCUCUCUCUCUCUCUCUCUCUCUCUCUCUCUCUCUCUCUCUCCCCACUUCUUAUUCUCUCACUCUGUCCUUCUCUCUCUCUCUCUUUCUCUUUCCCUCUCCCUUUCUUCAAACUACCAGUGGAAAUUGUCAUCAUAUCCACAUCUAUCUAUCUAUCUAUCUAUCUAUCUAUCUAUCUAUCUAUCUAUCUAUCUAUCUAUCUAUAUCACUUUCUUUCUUUCUUUAUCUUUAUUACUUACAAUCAACUCACUAUCUAUCUAUUUAUGUCAGCCUAUUUACAUCCAUCUAUCUAUCUAUCUAUCUAUCUAUCUAUCUAUCUAUCUAUCUAUCUCAGCCUAUUUUUCUAUCUCAGCCUAUUUAUAUCUAUCUAUCUAUCUAUCUAUCUAUCUAUCUAUCUAUCCAUAUCUAUCUAUCUAUCUAUCUCAGCCUAUUUAA